CACUAUUUUUAAUUGUGAUGGUAUAGAUUUUCCUAUAAAACUUAAAGAUAUAGAGAGGUUUGAAAUGUUGAAUAAUGUUUCAGUGAAUGUUUUCUCACUGCAAAUGGUUAAAAAUGAUGAUUUCAUUGUAGUUCCAUCUCGUAUCUGCAAAUCCAAAAUUCCACAAAGACAUGCCAAUUUACUUCUAAUUCAGAAUAUAUAUAACCAUAUUGAUGAUGGGAAAAAUGCUCCUAUUGAUGCCAAAAUAGAAUAUCAUUAUGUGUAUAUUAAGAACUUGUCGAGGUUAGUGUCGAAACAACUUAGUAAGUCUAAGAAAAAUAAGUUCAUAUGCGAUCAAUGUCUUAAUUAUUUCACUACAGAAGAAAAACUAGGGAAACAUAUCGAAUUGUGCUCGAAUCAUGAGCCAUGUCACAUACAGUUUCCAGAAAAGUCUCAUGUUAGUUUUACAAAUUACAGAUACAAACAGAGAAGUCCUUUUGUAAUGUAUUGUGACUUUGAGUCAUAUUUGAAACCAAUCAAUGAUAUAAAUUUGAGUUGUUUAAAGUAUCAAGAACACAAACCUAUCAGCGCAGGUUUUUAUUUGAAAAGUUCUUAUGAGGACAUUGUACCGUCAUAUUAUGAGAGCUAUACUGGGGUUGAUUGCAUGGAAUGGUUCUCGAAUAAAUUGUGUGAGAUUGCAGAUAGGUUAUGCAAAAUAAUUAAUCAUGUGAAACCCAUAAACUCAACUGGUUCACAUAGUCGAGUUGUAUGCCAUAUAUGUGAGAAAACAUUCAAAGCGGAUGAUAAAAUAGUCAUGGACCAUGAUCACUUUACUGGAGUGUGCCGCGGGUGGGCUCACAAUAGUUGUAAUCUCAAUUUCAAAAAGUCUUUUAUCAUACCAGUAGUUUUCCAUAAUCUAGGUGGAUAUGACGCACAUUUUCUUAUAAAGGAGAUUGCAAAACAGGGCCGCGUUUCUCUUCUACCAUUAAAUAAAGAAAAAUAUAUUAGUUUUACGAAAUAUGAUGAAAAUACUCAAAUACAAUUCAGGUUCAUUGACAGUUUACGUUUUCUCAACAGUUCGCUAGAGAAUUUAGCCUCAUAUCUUUCAUUGAAUCAGUUUAUUGAAUUGAAAAAACAAUUUUUCGACUAUAAUGAUGAUGCAUUCAAACUUUUGACUAAAAAAGGUGUGUUUCCCUAUGACUAUAUUAGUAGUGUUGAUAAAUUGAAUGAUACAUGUCUACCGUCCAUUGAGAAAUUCUACAACAAAUUGAAUUAUGAAGAGAUAAGUGAUGAACAAUAUCUACACGCUCAACUAAUAUGGUCCACAUUCAAUUGUCAAUCAUUGAAAGAUUAUAUGAUGUUAUAUCUUAAAACUGAUAUUAUGCUUUUAGCCGAUGUGUUUGAACAAUUCCGCAAUAGCUGUAUAAAAGAGUAUGAAUUAGAUCCUAUUCAUUUUUACACCCUUCCGGGUUAUACCUUUCAAUGUAUGCUUAAAACAACAAAAAUCAAAUUAGAAAUCAUUAAAGAUAUUGACAUAUUACUAUUCAUAGAAAACGGUAUAAGAGGUGGAAUAAGUCAGUGUUCAAACAGAUACUCUACGGCUAAUAACAAAUAUAUGGGGCCAAAAUUCGAUGUUAAUGAACCUGAAAAGUAUUUACUCUACUUAGAUGUGAAUAACUUAUAUGGUUGGGCUAUGAGUCAGUUUUUGCCAUAUGGGGGAUUCAAGUGGACAGACACAAAUAUAGAUAUUACACAAAUACCUGAUGAUGCUCCCGAGGGAUAUAUUUUAGAGGUUGAUUUGGAAUAUCCCGCCGAAAUACACGACAAGCACAAAGACUUGCCAUUCUGUGCGGAAUCACGUAUCCCACCUGGAUCAAAGUUGCCUAAAUUAUUAACUACCCUUUAUCAUAAAAAAAAUUAUAUCGUGCAUUAUAGGACGUUGAAACAAGCCUUGAGUCAUGGACUUGUUUUGAAAAAAGUCCAUAGAGUUCUUCAAUUCAAACAAUCUGCCUGGCUCAAAAUGUAUAUUGACAAAAAUACACAUUUGAGGCAGACAGCAAAAAACAAUUUUGAAAAAAAUCUUUUCAAAUUAAUGGUUAAUGCUGUGUAUGGGAAAACGAUUGAAAACGUCCGGAAGCAUAGAGAAGUUAAAUUGGUCAACAAAUGGUAUGGCAGAUAUGGUGCAAUGAAUUUGAUUUCUAGCCCUUUCUACAAGGAUAGAAUGAUCUUCGGAGAAAAUCUAGUCGCUAUUGAAUUGCAAAAGCGUUUAAUCACAAUCGAUAAACCAAUAUAUGUAGGAAUGUCUGUAUUAGACAUUUCAAAGGUUUGCUUGUAUGAAUUUCAUUACGAUUAUUUCCAACCUAAUUUCAAAGAAAGUAUAUUGAAUUAUGUAGAUACUGAUAGUUUAACUUAUGAGGUAUCAAAUCAAAAUCCCUAUGAGUGCAUAAAACGAGAUUGCUACACACGCUUUGAUACAUCUGACUAUCCUAAAGGAAAUCCAUAUGGAAUUCCUCAAGUCAAUAAAAAAGUAUUGGGUUUGAUGAAGGAUGAGAAUAAUGGUAAGAUUAUGACCGAUUUUGUAGGAUUAAGAUCAAAAAUGUACUCAUUUCGUGUUGAUAAAGAGGAAAUAAAAAAAGUGAAAGGCAUAAAGCGGAAUGUGAUUAAAAGCCUUUCUUUCGAUGACUACUUGAAAUGCUUGAUUGAUUCCAACACUAAAUUAGUAAGACAAAGAAAUAUAAUAUCUAAAUGUCAUGAUGUUUUUUCUAUUGAGCAGGAGAAAAUUGCAUUGUGUAGUAGAGACGAUAAAAGAUACAUCCUACCUAAUUCACAUUGUACUCUACCUUGGGGUCAUUAUCGAAUACCAUCAUCAUCCUAGAUUCCAGAGGGUGAG
Molecule: messenger RNA, 2869 nt
Organism: Coccinella septempunctata (seven-spotted ladybird)
Lineage: Eukaryota; Metazoa; Arthropoda; Insecta; Coleoptera; Coccinellidae
Exons: 2
Coding region: 65-2854 (929 amino acids)
Source: RefSeq, a predicted model, not a curated record